Messenger RNA from Candidozyma auris, 1443 nucleotides. It is a transcript of the gene ADAEC, whose product is annotated as Adaecp. The record is from RefSeq and is a predicted model, not a curated record. Gene Ontology annotation, molecular function: zinc ion binding; methyltransferase activity; DNA binding. Bases 1 to 1443 code for a protein of 480 amino acids. Gene Ontology annotation, biological process: regulation of DNA-templated transcription; DNA repair. Lineage: Eukaryota; Fungi; Ascomycota; Pichiomycetes; Serinales; Metschnikowiaceae. The transcript has a single exon.
AUGCCUUACUCGUCGGAAUCUGCCAGGUGGAAAGCUUACCAGUUUCUGGACCCAUUUGCCGCCAACUCGUUUUUGGUGUGCAACAGGCUGAACAAGCGGUUUUGUCGCCCCGACUGCGACGCCUACCCAGUGUCUGAGUGCCAGACUGAAAUUGAGUUUGUCAAUACCUGCCAGGAAGCAAUGGACUUGGGCUACGUUCCUUGUGAAAGCUGCGACCCUACCCUGACUCCUCACAUUGACGUGAACCUCUUGAUCCAGACCGUGAGAGAUGUGAAUGCCCUGAUUGGCUUUAUGUUGCCCUCCUUGGACGACAAGGACGACAAGGAGCUUGUGAGAAGACAGAGCACCGCUGCUGGAGCUGUUUCGAGCGGCGGCCCCUCGUCAUCGGCGUCGGCGUCGGCGUCGGUUUCGAAAAACAACUCGGAACACUACAGGUUGGUGGAUUUGGCUUGUCGGCAUUUGGCUCUCGCCGCGGCCGUCUCCAUCAUGAACCCCCUGCUGCCUUCCAAUCCCAAUUCUCCUUCCUCAGACGAUGGCUCCAGCGACUCUGCUGGCAAGAAGAAGAGAAAGAGGAGAGGCGGCGUGCUAGGCUUCAAGGAGCUUGCCGCCAAGCUGAAGCUCUCGGCGUGGCACUUUCACCGUGUGUUCAAGUCUGUCACCGGCAUGACCCCGAAAACGUAUGGUGACAUGUGCUGGGAGUACUUGCACGACGAGAAGGCAGGCUCCGACUUGACUUCGUCUGCGUCCAGCACCAAUCUCCUGCUCAAAGACACCGAACUGUCGGUUUCGUCUCUUCACCUGCCAGUGUCUUCGCGCAAGAGGUCCCACGACCAGAUCAAGGAGGAAACUCCCGAGUCGGCGCUUUCGCCCAAGAAGCAUGCUCCCAACCAUUUCCAGACCCCUCACAUGCCGCCAGCAAUGGUCAAUCCGGCCUUCACGCUCGACGAUUCCACUGCUGCCGGUUUUGGGGCCUCCAGAGCCUUCUCUGAUACCGACUUGAACAUGGCCGCUCAAAUGCCUUCGAAGACUCAGCCGGACGUACUUGCAGCCGGUCCCACAGGCGGCCUCGAGAAGCCUUACUCGCUUUUUUCACACCUGAAAUCGAUAUUUGGCGACGAGGACUCUUCGUUGGCCAUGUCCCACAUGCCUCAGGUGCCAGAGCAGAGUCCUAUUGGUUCUUUGAGCUACAACUACGAGGUUGGCCCAGCAGACACUGUGGCUCCUCAAGACUACCAAGAAAUGCCCUUUGCCGACAUGGCUGACUUUGUCAACGGCCCCUCCUCCGGCGGCUACAGUGCUGAUGUGUUUUCCGGUGCGGGCACCGAUUUGACGGGCGGCUUGGACGAGGACUUUUUGAAGAUGGAGCCAGACGCCUCAGACAUUAACGAUGCGCUCAACUUGGGUCUUUCAUCGGAGUUGUUGACCACCAACGUGGGCUUGUAA